This is a messenger RNA of Mustela erminea (ermine), 2849 nucleotides long. RefSeq names its product endoplasmic reticulum to nucleus signaling 2 (gene ERN2). Gene Ontology annotation, biological process: IRE1-mediated unfolded protein response; mRNA processing; intrinsic apoptotic signaling pathway in response to endoplasmic reticulum stress. Gene Ontology annotation, molecular function: ATP binding; RNA endonuclease activity; protein serine/threonine kinase activity. The coding region runs from base 19 to 2802 and encodes 927 amino acids. The transcript has 22 exons. Lineage: Eukaryota; Metazoa; Chordata; Mammalia; Carnivora; Mustelidae. The record is from RefSeq and is a predicted model, not a curated record. Gene Ontology annotation, cellular component: IRE1-TRAF2-ASK1 complex.
GGCUCUGAGGGACCCGCCAUGGUGAGUGCAGCCGGGGGCUGCGGCCCAUGGCCCCCACUCCGCCUCGGGCUCCUGCUCCAGCUCGUGGCGCUGCUCCGGUCGCCAGGGCCACAGGUCCAGACCCUCAGGCCAGAGAGCCUCCUGCUAGUGUCCACCCUGGACGGAAGUCUCCACGCACUGAGCAAGCAGACGGGGGACUUGAAGUGGACACUGAAGGGUGAUCCCGUCAUCCAGGGGCCAAUGUAUGUCACCGAGACAGCCUUUCUCUCAGACCCAGCUGAUGGCAGCCUGUACGUCUUGGGGACCCAGAAACAACAGGGAUUAAUGAGGCUGCCCUUCACCAUCCCUGAGCUGGUUCACGCCUCCCCGUGUCGCAGCUCUGAUGGCGUCUUCUACACGGGCCGGAAGCAGGAUGCCUGGUUUGUGGUGGACCCUGAGUCAGGAAAGACACAGAUGACACUGACCACAGAGGGUCCCUCUACCCCACGCCUCUACAUUGGCCAAACACAGUACACGGUCACCAUGCACGACCACCGGACCCCGGCCCUGCGCUGGAACACGACCUACCGACGCUACUCGGCACCCCCCAUGGACAGCUUGCCUGGAAAAUACAUGAGCCACCUGGCAUCCUGCGGGAUGGGCCUCCUGCUCACUGUGGACCCAGGAAGCGGGGUGGUGCUGUGGACACAGGACUUGGGCAUGCCAGUGAUGGGAAUCUACACCUGGUACCAGGACAGCCUGCGCCAGCUGCCCCACCUCACGUUGGCUCGGGACACCCUGCAUUUCCUCGCCCUCCGCUGGGGCCACAUCCGACUGCCUGCCUCAGGCCCUCAGGACACGGCUACUGACUUUUCCACCUCAGACACUCCACUCCUGAUGACACUGUACGUGGGGAAGGAUGAAACUGGCUUCUAUGUUUCUAAAGCACUGGUUCAUGCAGGGGUGGCCCUAGUGCCUCGUGGACUGACCCUGGCCCCCAUGGAUGGCCCCACCACAGAAGAAGUGACACUCCAAGUCUCAGGAGAGCGGAAGGGCUCACCUAGCACUGCUGUCAGAUAUCCCUCAGGCAGUAUAGCCCUUCCUAGCCAGUGGCUGCUCAUCGGAUACCAUGAGCCACCCCCAGUCCUGCAUACCACCAUGCUGAGGGUGCAUCCCACCCCACAGAGUGGGACUGCUGAGAACAGACUCUCAGAAGACACACAGGCCCCCACCCUCUUCCUGGAGCUCCUGAGCCUGAGCCGUGAGAAACCUUGGAACCUGGAGAUGCAUCCCGAAGAGAAAACCCCAGACUUGUAUCCAGGGCUGGGACCCCAAGACCUGUUGGCAGCUAGCCUCACUGCUGUCCUCCUGGGAGGAUGGAUUAUUUUCCUAAUGAGGCAGCAGCAACAGCUGGUGGAGAAGGAGCAGCAGACCCUCUUGGCACCAGCAGACCAUCCUCACAUCUCACAGAAUGCUCAGCCCCCACCAUCAGGGGCCACCCCCCAGGGCCAGAAGAAGAAGAGCCUUCCAAGCCCCUCAGAGCAAGCCCAGGCAGUCGAAGAACCAGAAGCUGAGCAGCUUACCGUGGUGGGCAAGAUUUCCUUCAACCCCAAAGACGUACUGGGCCGUGGGGCAGGUGGGACGUUCGUUUUCCGGGGCCAGCUGGAGGGGCGGGCAGUGGCUGUGAAGCGGCUGCUCCGGGAAUGCUUUGGCCUGGUCCGGAGGGAGGUCCAGCUGCUGCAGGAAUCGGACAGGCACCCCAAUGUGCUCCGCUACUUUUGUACCGAGCGGGGACCCCAGUUCCACUACAUUGCCCUAGAACUCUGCCAGGCCUCCUUGCAGGAGUACGUGGAAAAACCAGAGCUGGAGCGCUGGGGCCUGACGCCCUUGAUGGCGCUGCAGCAGCUGAUGUCCGGCCUGGCACACCUGCAUUCCCUACACAUAGUGCACCGGGACCUGAAGCCGGCCAAUGUCCUCAUCGCCGGGCCUGAUGGCCCUGAUGGCACAGGCAGGGUGGUGCUCUCAGACUUCGGCCUCUGCAAGAAGCUGCCUGCUGGCCGCUAUAGCUUCAGCCUCCGCUCGGGCAUCCCCGGCACGGAAGGCUGGAUGGCCCCCGAGCUCCUACAGCUCCUGCCCUCUGACAGUCCUACAAGCGCAGUGGACAUCUUCUCUGCAGGCUGUGUGUUCUACUACGUGCUUUCUGGUGGCAGCCACCCUUUUGGAGAGAGUCUUUAUCGCCAGGCCAACAUCCUUGCAGGGACUCCCAGCCUGACUCACCUGGAGGAAGAGGCACAUGACAAGGUGGUUGCCAGGAACCUGGUGGAGGCCAUGCUGAGCCCCCUGCCCCAGGCCCGCCCCUUGGCUCACCAGGUGCUAGCCCACCCCUUCUUCUGGAGCAGAGCCAAGCAGCUCCAGUUCUUCCAGGACGUCAGCGACUGGCUGGAGAAGGAGUCUGAGCGAGGGCCCCUGGUGGCGGCGCUGGAGGCGGGGGGCUCCACGGUGGUCCGGGGCGACUGGCACAAGCACAUCUCUGUGCCGCUCCAGACAGAUCUGAGACGGUUCCGGACAUAUAAGGGGACGUCAGUGCGAGACCUGCUCCGUGCUCUGAGGAACAAGAAGCACCACUACAGGGAGCUCCCGGUGGAGGUCCGGCAGGCACUCGGCCAUGUCCCCGACAGCUUCGUCCAGUACUUCACGGCCCGCUUCCCACGGCUGCUGCUCCACACGUACGGUGCCAUGAGGAGCUGUGCCUCCGAGAGCCUCUUCCUGCCCUACUACCCACCGGCCUCAAGGGCCGGGAAGUCAUGCCCAGCCGGGAGGUGAGGCCGCCAGACCAGGAGUGGGGUCCAUGGCUGAGGCCAGCCUUGGUG